AUGGCGGACAUAAUGGACCUUGUAUCCGCCUCCGGCUACAAGUAUGAAGCCCAAUCCCCGCCAUACCAAGAGCUCCACCCACAGCUCGGCGGGUUCCACCCAGGGGAUCCAACAACUCCUACGCCGCCUACGCGCAACAGUAGUUUCCCCCCGGAAUCCUCCACGAUGGCAGAAGCUCGUGCAAGGAGUUACCAGAACAGCAAUAAUAAUAGCGACCUCCAACACAGUAAUAGUAAUGCCCAACACAACAAUGUCGAGAAUCAACCAGAAGGUAGGGAAUAUUAUUUCGGCUCCACCAGCCUUCAUGAUGACUUUUGUUGUUUUCUCGAUUUUGAACGUUCGACUGACCAGUUGGUGGAAAAGAAGAGUCCCAGCCGCCCUCACGGGCGCGGACCGCGAAUGAAACAUUCGAGGCGGAUGAUUGCGCCGUGCAACUCGUACCUCUGUCGGAUGAGCCCGUGCCUAUUGCGAAUGGGGAACAAGAGGGGGGGGGUGGGAGGGGUAAUAGUGGUGCUGGUGCCUUGGUGGUCCAGAUAGAGACAGAGCCGGUGAUCAUUGAAUCUGGAUCGGAGGGUAGGGACGGUAUUGACACUGUUCGGGAGAAAAUCAGACUUGAAGAGGGAGAGGGGGGGUUAAAUGUUUUGGGGGGCGGGAUGAGGGAGAUGGUGGAUUUGGUCAAUAGACUUAGAGCUUCCGGGAUCGAAGAUCUGGGGCUGCCGUUGCCUAGAAUCGCGGUUGUAGGCAAUCAGAGUGCCGGGAAGAGCAGUUUGAUUGAAGCUAUUAGUGGAGUAAGCUCUUGUACCCCGUGGGCCAUAGUAUAUCGCUUGAGUACCGGGCUAAAAAUUGGGUGAUUAAUUAAUAGAUUAAAGUCCCCCGAUACACAGGAACAUGCACUAGGGUAGGUGGCUCGUUCUUCCUGAUUGGGAAAGGAAGAGAAUUUUAUUGACAAAUCUCGCAGUGCCCUCUAGAAAUCAAUCUCCGCGAAUCGUCGCUCACUACCGAUCCCUGGCACUGCCGCAUCUCCCUCCGCUUCAAAAAACGAUAUGAUCCCUCCCUAACCUCCUCCAGCCACCAUCAUUUGAGUAUGAGCCGCACCCGCGGAAACCCGUGGGUCGAUCAAGCAACUGAACAAGUCCAUUUCCUGGACAUAACCAAUAAAAGCCAGGUCGAGCCAGCUCUCGUCCGCGCACAACGAGCAAUUUUAACCCCGGGUCAGAAUUGGCGUGACUUUGUUCAUGGGGAGGAGGGGAGGCCUACAGAAGGUAUCGCUCCUGAAACGGGUAAUGCAAGAAGUAGUAGCUGGUUUGGUCAUUCACAGAGAGCGGGUGGGGCGGGGUGGGGAAGUUCCGCCGAUCUUAAGGGGAAAGGCCAAGCCGUAGAAAAAAGAGGUGGCAGAGAGGAAGAUUUUGAGGUGAAAUUCAGUCCAAAUGUGGUUUGUAUGGAGGUUUGUAUCACCAACCUCUGGCCCCCGGGAAGCUUGACACCAGACAGUGGAAGUGGCGCGAAAGCUUAUCGUUGUAGAUUACGGGGCCCGAGUUACCGAAUUUGGCUUUCAUUGAUUUGCCGGGGGUUAUCCAGACAACUGAGUCUGUGAGUUGUGUUUUUCAGUUUUACCUACGAUCAGUGCUAAAUGGGGAUAUAGGAGAGCGAACAUUACCUUAUUGAACUUGUGACAGGAUUGGUGAAGGAGUAUGUUCAGGAGGAAGAUUGCCUGAUCAUGCUUGCCAUGACGAUGAAGGGUUUGAUCGGGCAUCCUAUUGACCCUGCAUUGCACUUUGCUAAUACCUUCAGAUGAUGCCGUGAACCAAUCGGCUGCACGCCUUGCUAGAGAGCUUGGGGAGGAGCGCACUAUCGGUAGCUCUUUUUCCUUAUGGUUUGUUUGACCGAUCUGAUCUAACAUUACUUUCAGGCGCUCUAACUAAACCCGACACCGUGGGGCCCGGGGAGUACGGGCAAUGGAUCAACAUCCUCCGCGGUCAUUCUCACCGCCUCAAGCAUGGCUACUUUGUGACAAAACAGCCGAACCAAGAACAGCUCGUCCAGGGGAUCACACAUGCACAAGCGAGGGAGCAGGAAGCGGCUUUCUUUGCCAGUACCGAGCCAUGGAAAACGGAGCUGACUGAUUUGAAAGAGAGAUUCGGAACAAUGGCUCUCCAGAGCUACCUGUCCAAAGAGCUUGGGGAAUUGAUCAAGAAACGGUAACUUCAGUUCAGAUUUCGGAUAUUCUGAUACUAAUUUCAUAGACUACCGGAGAUAAUCGAGUCCAUCAGAGGACAAGCAUCAGAGGUCCAAGAAGAGCUCGCUGCUCUCCCCCCUCCCCCGACUGAUAACCAAACCCUGAUUGUGCACAAUCUGGUAACCCAAUUCGAUACCUUCGUCGGCGGUCACCUCCUCGGCGGUCCUGGCCAGAACGAAUUCCAGCAGGAACUCCGCCGCCUGGCAGAAGACUUUCAACGUCGUCUGAAAGCACUCCGUCCAACACCGGUAUUGGUCCAGACAAUAGAGCAGGAGAACGAAAUCGCAGCGCAAUUAGAAACUCCCAGGAAAGGUGAAGCAGGUACGCGUGCACACCGCUGGGACCGUGAUGGCUCGCCAACACUCGCAGCAGCGGGAAGGCGAGGAAGAAAGGGGGGAGGAGCCGGGGUAGAGGUUUGUACAGUAUCCAGUGACACCGAGGGAGCGACCGGGACGGGGGGGGCAAGUUCCUCACCGUUCGGGUCCAAGAAGAGAAGAAACGGGACUGAUCCAGGGAAUUCCAUGCCGGCAAAGAAGUCCAAGCGAGCCUCCGGAACAGCGGCGGCGAACAACACCGCGAUAGAACAAAGCAAGUCCUUCCCCAUCGUGACCACAACCGCGGCCUCCUCCGGUCAAGCCCCGCUAAUGCUCUCCCAAGCCCACAGACUCACACUCCCACAAAUCAGACAUAUAAUCGAGUCAACUGCUACCGCCCGCAUACCCGGCCAGGUCGAUCCCACGGCGAUAACAAACUUGAUUCGUCAAUCCAUAAACCUCUGGAGCCCUGUGGUGCACGAAUUCCUCAAUAACUGCGGUGGGUUAAUGAAUAGGCAGGUGCACUACUGCUUCACCUUCAUCUUCAAAGAAUACCAAAAGUCACCGAUUUUCCAAGGCGUGUAUGAUAUACUUAACACCCUGGUCCAGGAAAAUUUUGACCACCAAAAGACCCUUAUUGAGCGGCUAUGGCGCUUGGAAAGGGAGCAAAUAUCGACGCUGAACGAAGACUACCAAACGUUCAUGGCAAACCACUACGAGAAGGUCUCAGACCGGCGGAAACGCAAUUUGGAAGACCAGCGUAAACUAGCCGCAGCUAACGCGGCUGCGGAAGCAGCACAAAACGAAGACAACAACCCGGCCGGUGCUCCAGGCGGCGGUGGCGGCGGCUCCACCCCAUCCCCGCGCAAAAGGCGAAACCCAACGGCAGCUCUCCCCACAGCAAUGCUAGACAACUCCCCGGACCCGUACAGGAAGGAAAUUGAAGUCCUGGCGCAAGUGAGGGCCUACAAUGAAGUUGCGCAAAAACGUUUCGUGGAUAACGUUUAUAUGAGCAUACAGGGGGAAUUAGUCAACGGCUUCCGCGGGAACGUUCUGGACGCGUUGCAGAAUGGGUUGGGACUCAAUGGGCCAGAUGGUACUUCCUCACCUUUGCCGAUUCUGACAUUUGACUGACGAGUGGUGGGGUGAAUGAUGGAUAGUAUCCGAGCUAUGCGCCCAACUCCUCGUUGAGGACCCCCUUAAGGAGCGUAGGAGGAAGGAAUUACAGAGUAAGAGGGAGCAGUUGGAUAGGGCCAUGGAGGAGUUGAGUAGGCUUUGAUUUGAGCUUAGCUCAGGAGGAUGCGAUUGGUGGGAAGAAUAUUUCUUUUUUUGUUUGUUUCAGUUUCCUCGCCCUUGCUGUCACGUUUUUGAAGAACUUGCCUGAUGUAUUUUUAUUAUACACACUUAUCUCAAUCUCCGUUCCAUGCGGUUUAAAUUCACGCGUCCAUCAAGUAAGCCACGCUUGCUGGUUAAGUUGCUAGGGUGUGAUAUAUGAAUU
This is a messenger RNA of Tuber aestivum (summer truffle), 4048 nucleotides long. The record is from the annotation of a GenBank genome assembly. Lineage: Eukaryota; Fungi; Ascomycota; Pezizomycetes; Pezizales; Tuberaceae.